Mucor velutinosus is the source of this 1287-nucleotide messenger RNA. RefSeq lists its product as uncharacterized. NCBI's taxonomy places the organism in Eukaryota, Fungi, Mucoromycota, Mucoromycetes, Mucorales, Mucoraceae. Gene Ontology annotation, biological process: L-phenylalanine catabolic process; homogentisate catabolic process; L-tyrosine catabolic process. The record is from RefSeq and is a predicted model, not a curated record. The transcript has 7 exons. Bases 1 to 1287 code for a protein of 428 amino acids. Gene Ontology annotation, molecular function: fumarylacetoacetase activity.
AUGUCUCCCAUCACUGAAAGUUUCGUACCUGUAUCCAAGGACUCUGAUUUCCCUAUUCAAAACAUUCCAUUUGGCGUGUUUUCCACAUCUGAUAAGCCUGAGCCUCGUGUUGGUACAGCUAUUGGUGAUCAAGUGCUCGAUCUCUCAGAGGUUGCCAAGGCUGGUCUUUUGGACAACAUUGAAGGUUUGAAUGAGCCAUCCAAGAUCUUCAGUGAAUCGAGCUUAAACACCUUCAUGUCUCUUGGAAGACCUGUUUGGAAAAAGACACGUUUAGCUAUUCAAGACAUUCUAUCCAAGGACAGCACCAAAUUGAAGGAUAACGCUGAACUCGUCCAAAAGGCAUUGAUCCCCUUGACCAGUGUCAAAAUGCACUUGCCAGCCAAGAUUGGUGAUUAUACCGACUUUUACUGUUCUCGCGAUCAUGCUACCAAUGUUGGCAUCAUGUUCCGUGGUAAAGACAAUGCUCUUCAGCCCAACUGGCUCCACAUCCCUGUUGGCUACCACGGUCGCGCAUCUUCUGUUGUUGUUUCUGGCACUGAUAUCCAUCGCCCCGCCGGCCAAAAGCUCCCCUCCAAGGAUGCCAAAGCACCCAUCUUUGGUCCCUCUGCUAGAUUAGAUAUUGAAUUAGAAGUUGGAUGGUUUGUUGGCACUGGUAACACUUUGGGCGAUCGCAUUGAUAUCAAGGAUGCCCAAGAUCAUAUCUUUGGUCUGGUCUUGGUGAAUGAUUGGAGUGCCCGCGAUAUUCAAGCUUGGGAAUAUGUUCCAUUGGGACCCUUUUUAGGCAAGAGUUUUGGUACCACUAUUUCACCUUGGAUUGUUACCUUGGAUGCUCUUGAACCAUUCCUGAUCAACGGCCCUGAUCAAAGCUCCCCCGAGCCUUUAAAAUACCUCGAAGAGAAGAAGCCUUCUGCCUAUGACAUUGAACUGCAAGUUCAAAUCAAACCUUCUGAAUCCUCUAAAUUCGAGACAGUGACAGUUUCUAAUCUCAAGCACAUGUACUGGUCCAUCACACAACAGUUGGCUCAUCACACAGUCAAUGGAUGCAACUUGCGACCUGGUGACAUGGGCGCUACUGGCACCAUUUCUGGACCUGAAAAGGGAUCCUACGGCUCCUUAUUAGAAAUUACGUGGAGCGGUAGAGACAAGAUCACAUUUGAAGAUGGUGUGGAGAGACUCUUUUUGCAAGACGGAGAUCAAGUCAAGAUCACUGGUCAAGCGCAUGGCCAAGACUACAACAUUGGCUUUGGCGAAUGUAGUGGUAAAAUCCUUCCUUGCAAAUAUGCUUAA